CAUCUCCCAUCACCACCCAACAUAUCAUCCUGGGCUGCUGAUCCCCAGGUUCCAGCCAUUUUUCUGUUUAGUCUCCUAAACGCCCACUCUCUGUGGGACCCUGAAAGCAGGAGGAGGGGAGAAGCAAGAGCCCCACCACCCUUGAGUCAUCUGUGGCUCUGUCACCCACUGUUUCACUGUGAAGAGUCAGCUGCCUAGGCAGAUAGGUCACUGCCACCAUGAGUCUGGGCAUCAUGGAAGAGGAAGACCUGGCCGAGUACUUCCGGAUGCAGUAUGGAGAGCGGUUGAUGCAACUGCUGCAGAAGUUCCCCAGUGUUCAGGAACAGUCGGAUUCUCCAUCGAUCCGUCUUCUGGAGAAGAAAAAGGAGGCCAAGAUCAUGCAUCAUGCUAUGGAGAAGAAGAAGGAGACAUUUCAGCGCAGAAUGGAAACCCUGAACUUGCGCUGGGAGGAACUGAGUGUCAAGGAAGCCCAACUGAAGGCCCACAUCCAGAAGUUUGAGCAGUUCAUCCAGGAGAACGACCAGAAACGGAUCCGAGCCCUGAAGAAAGCCAACAAGGAGCGGGAGCUCAAGAGGCAGCGCAUUCGGGAGCUGGUCAAGGCCAAGCAGGAUAUGGUGGCCCUGCGGCUGGAGCACCAGCGGCUGAGUGCCAAGCUGCAGAACUACUCCAUCUUCAACAAGUACCUGGAGAAGGUGGUGGAGAACUCCGAGUUCGAGGAGAUCCACGAGGUGAUCGCGCGCUACAAGACGCUGGUGAGCAUGCACCACGACCUCAUGCAGUCGGCUCAGGAGGGCCAGGAGAAGAUCGAGCGCGCCAAGGCGCGGCUGGCCCGCUACAUGGAGGAGAAGGACGAUGAGAUCCUGCAGCACAACAACGAGCUGGCUCGGCUGCAGAUGCGCUUUGACCGCGCCCGCAGCGAUGUCAUCAUCUGGGAAUCUCGCUGGGCGCACAUCCAGAACACCGCCGCCAAGAAGACCCUCCUGCUUGGCACCAUUAAAAUGGCAACGCUGAACCUCUUCCAGAUCGUGAGCAAGCAGGUGAAGGAGGCCACCGCCGUGUCGCUGGACGACACGCACACGCAGCUGGACAUGAUCCAGCAGUUUAUCCAAGACCUGUCAGACAUCUGGACCGAGGUGAAGAAGAAGGAACAGCAGCAAGUCCGGGUUUAGGAAGACACCAUGGUUCCAGAAUGUUCUGAGACAGAGACUGUGAGAGAAUCAGUUCCUGGGGGGCUUGCAGUCUGGUCAGCCCAGUCCAGCCACGGUGGCCCCUGAUGCCUUAUCUGCUGGUGAAGGAACACAUGGUCAUUUUCUCCUUGGGCCUCAGUCCAUCCCUGAAAUCAUUAAAUUUUAUAAGAAGUUUAUUCUUAA
Molecule: messenger RNA, 1370 nt
Organism: Microcebus murinus (gray mouse lemur)
Lineage: Eukaryota; Metazoa; Chordata; Mammalia; Primates; Cheirogaleidae
Gene: CCDC42
Product: coiled-coil domain containing 42
Biological process (GO): spermatid development
Source: RefSeq, a predicted model, not a curated record